AUGUCGUCACCAAAGAAUGCACGAGUCCUCAUAGCUGGUGGGAGUAUUGCUGGACUUACACUCGCGAAUAUUCUCGAACAAAUUGGUAUCGACUUCCUUGUCCUUGAGAAGUACAAGGCAAUUGCUCCAGAUGUCGGAGCUAGCAUUGGAAUCUUUCCAAAUGGCUUCCGCAUUCUCGACCAACUUGGUUGUCAUGAUACAAUCAAGGCGUUAGUAGAUGGCGCAGAUUCAUUCGAGCAUAUGAGGAUGUAUGACGAGCGUGGAAACAAGGUGCAAGACAUCGCGGAUGCCUCACAGCACUUCAAGAACCGGCUAGCAUACGAGCCUAUCUUUGUAGACCGGCAGAUGAUCAUCCAGAUUCUAUACGAUAAUCUGUCCGACAAAAGCAAGGUCCUCACAGACAAGGGGGUCGUACACGUCCAGCAACAGCAACCUUCUGGUCGAGUUCAGGUCACGACAGGUGACGGCAGCGUCUACGAAGGGGCUAUUCUAGUGGGCGCUGACGGUAUCCAUAGUACCGUCAGGCGCGAGAUGUGGAGGAUCGCAGAUGAGGUUCACCCGGGACACUUUCCGCUGAGCGAGCGCACCGCAACACCAACAGGCUAUCGCUGCAUAUUUGGCAUCUCCAAGCCAAAUGAGAGAUUUCCAAAAUACUCAUCACAGAACGUCAUGGGCAAUGGCUGCUCUUACCUUAUCAGCACUGGCCCCAAUCACCGCAUCUACUGGUUUCUUUUCAAGAAGCUGUCUACAACAGUGCAUGGUCUAUACGAGAAGGUUCCACGCUAUACAGAAACGGAGAGGGAUGCCCUGGCUGCGGAGCAUGCCGACGACCCGUUGAAUGAUACCCUACGUUUUGGCGACCUGUAUGAAAGUAGGACGACUGCAACUCUACAGGCUUUACCAGAGGUCGUGUUCUCGAAGUGGCAUUAUGGCCGUAUCAUAACCAUCGGCGACGCUGCGCACAAGUUCAAUCCAAUCGGCGGACAGGGCGGAAACAGUGCUAUUGAAGACAGUGCAGUACUUGCGAACCUCAUUCACGAAGUCAACAAGUCUCAAGGCUCUGUCUUUAGUCUCACCGAUGCGAACUUGGCGUGCAUUUUUGAAAAGCUGCACUCGCUUCGACACGGCCGCGCAGCAUCUCUCAUGAAGGCCUCUCAUGACUUGCAGAGUCUCCAAGCUAAGGAAACCUUCCUCACGAGGCUAGUGGCUAAAUGGCUCAUCCCUGGGUCAUCCGCAGACUCGGUACUCGAGAUGCUUUCCACAAACAUGCGUCCGGCCCCGCGUCUGAACAUGGUACCUGUUCCGGAUCGGCAACACGCUGAUCUGUAUAACGACGAGCGUCCUGCAGAACCGCUAAGCUCUGCGAUGCCGCGCUUCUUUACAUACGGAGUGUUUGCAUGUCUGAUAGGUAUUGCGUUCCUAACGAUGAACUGGACCGCCUACCCUCUGUCUCGGAUUACCUUGGAAGUUGCACCGAAAGCAUACUCGACCGGUGUCCAAUCAUUCCGACACACUCUGAACCUCGUCUUCCUUAAGCUUGCUGGUGGAACUGGUUGGGUGGACGUCGGUCACACGCUACAACUCCUCUAUCUACUCUUAUUCCUCACACCCGUCAUGCUUAUCUGGUACAUCGAAGCGAAUCGACAUGAAAGCCGUGGAACGCUCAUCUCGCGGUGA
Molecule: messenger RNA, 1677 nt
Organism: Didymosphaeria variabile
Lineage: Eukaryota; Fungi; Ascomycota; Dothideomycetes; Pleosporales; Didymosphaeriaceae
Exons: 3
Coding region: 1-1677 (558 amino acids)
Molecular function (GO): FAD binding
Source: RefSeq, a predicted model, not a curated record